Molecule: messenger RNA, 2642 nt
Organism: Xenopus laevis (African clawed frog)
Lineage: Eukaryota; Metazoa; Chordata; Amphibia; Anura; Pipidae
Product: cathepsin S
Exons: 8
Coding region: 49-1041 (330 amino acids)
Source: RefSeq, a predicted model, not a curated record
GCUGCUUCCCAGGAUCUUCCUUUCACUGUGCAGUGUAUCUGGAAAACCAUGGGACCAUCCACCAUAUUCCUAUUGUCUCUGUUUUCCCUAUUGAUCCCGGCUCAGUCAGCCCCUGAUCCCACCCUGGACUCUAACUGGCAGCUGUGGGUUAAAACUCACCAGAAGACCUAUAAGGAUGCGGAAGAGGAAGGUGCAAGACGGAUCAUCUGGGAGGAGAAACUAAAAUAUAUCACAGUCCAUAACUUGGAAUAUUCCUUGGGACUCCACACUUAUGAAGUUGGGAUGAACCAUCUGGGAGAUAUGACAGGUGAGGAGGUUGCUGCCACAAUGACAGGUUACACUGGCUCAGACCUUUCAUUGGCCAACGUGAUCCAGGUACCCAAAGAGUUAUUAAAAGCUCAGCCUCCGGCAUCAAUGGACUGGAGAACCCAAGAGUGUGUCACCCCUGUGAAAUGUCAGGGAUCAUGCAAGUCUUGCUACGCUUUCAGUACCGUGGGGGCUCUGGAAUGUCAAUGGAAACUGAAAACGGGCAGACUGCUCACAUUCAGCUCACAGGAACUGGUGGAUUGUUCUGACCCUGAAGGGAACGUAGGCUGUUAUGGGGGACGUUUAAAUUCUUCUUUCACAUACAUGAAGGAAAAUGGGCUUAUGGAGGAAACCGCCUACCCAUAUACAGAAAGGAAAGCACAGUGCAAAAGGAUUAAGCCAAGUAAUAGUGGGAAAGUAAAGAAUUUCUACAAAAUAACUACUGGCAAUGAAAAUCAUCUUAGGAUUAUUGUGGGAACAGUAGGACCUGUGUCUGUUGCCAUAUACGCCAAUCAUACAGGGUUCCAUGAUUACAAGUCAGGUGUUUAUUAUGAUCCAUAUUGCACCACCAAACAAGACCAUGCUGUGCUUGUGGUUGGAUAUGGUACAGAAAAGGGCAUGGACUAUUGGUUGGUUAAGAACAGCUGGGGAUGCAGCUGGGGAGAGGAUGGAUACAUAAAAAUGGCUCGAAAUCAUUGUGGCAUUGCCCAGGAUGCUAUCUAUCCAUCUGUGUGAUGCUUGGUCCCGUCAGACUUCAUGGGCCAAUGGGAUAUUAUCUGCAAGCACAUCAUUCUGCUAACUUUUAUGCCUGAAUCUUUUUGUUUUUCUAUAAUAUUCUUUUGCACUUAAAUUUGCACUAGUUAAAUGUGUGCUCCCAACAUACCCAUCUUGUUACCCACAUUAUAUAAUAGUUGAUCCAGUUUUCACAAGUGAGUAAGAAUCGUAUUACUAAUAGGGAUGCACUGAAUGCAGGUUUCGGCUUGGGAUUCUGCCAAUCCUUUUUCAGCAGGAUUUGGCCAAAUGCUUGUGCCUAGCCGAACGGAAUUUGAAUCCGAAUUUGCAUAAAAAAACAGGGGCGGGGAAAUCAGGCGACUUUUCAUCACAAAACAAGGAAGUAAAAUAUAUGUUUUCUAUUGUUUCUUUUCCUGCCCCUAAGGGUAGGACUCCACAGGCGAUUUCAGUGUGAUCCGACAUGCUGCGCAAAAAUGUCGGAUGCGACGGAAAUAAGGUAAGAGAUGGAAAUGUCGGAUGAAGUCGCAGCGUUGAUCUGACACGAUACGACUGUCGCAUGCAGACGCAGAGUGUAGUGUCGGAUCAACGCUGCGACACCAUCUGUCAAUGCUAUUACUUACCUUAUUUCCGUCGCAUCCGGCGUGACGCCUACAUUUUUGUGCAGUGCGAAAUCGCCCAUGGAGUCCUACCCUUAUUUGCAUAUGCAAAUUAUGAUUUGGAUUCAGGGGAUUCGGCUGAAUCACAAAUAGUGGAUUCAGUGCAUCCCUAAUUACUAUUCCUUGCGUAGGUGCCAGUGAAGCUCUUGGGGGGGAGGGGGUACAGGGGAUGUUUAUGUGCCAACAUUGCUGGUUCCAAGAGAACAAUAUUAGUAUGCUUCUUUAUGUCAUAGGUGGCUCAAAACUUGCAUUUGUACUGCACUCAAGAGAAAAAGUGGCACCCAUGAUUGGCCCACAAUAUAACUGAUUGUUACAGGACAAAUACCCCACAUCAUUUUCAGUAUUAAAGUAAUAGUUCAUCUUAAAGUUAACUUUGUUGUAGACAGUGGUAUUGUAAAAAUAAAAUUGCAAUUAGUCUUAAUUGUUUGUUAUAUUUUUAAAUCAAAUAUAUUUUGUGUUCUGCAGCUCCAGACUUUUGGGGUUACGGAAAGGAAGGUGCAAAGUUUGCUACUGGUCACCGGAAUAAAAGCAAUCAUUGUAUUGGUUUCAACUGGUGCAUGCACCUGGGCAAACCUUGUGCCAUUAUUUGAAUUGAAAGCAAUAUCUAAUUAAGCAUUAAUUAUGCUAACAACCUGGAAGCCAUUAGAAAGUCAAACUGGAAGAAGAAUAGUAAUAGAAUUCUCAGGUACAGACGUCAAAAGAGACAGAAUUUAAAGGCUAAUAAUUCAAAACCUGUACAACAGAAAAAGUUAAGAGAAAUUUUAAUUGCUUAGACAAGGUCCAUCCAUAACAUACAGAAAUUAUUUCAUUAUGAACUACCACUCAAUGAGCAAUGGCACAGGGCAUUAUUUGGAAUUAGGUGCCACAUCCUAAUCUUUAAACUGCAAAUAUUCUGAUAAAAGUGCUUUAUUUUACUGUAUCAAUGCACAACAUUUUUCCGCAAAAAAA